Pecten maximus is the source of this 2245-nucleotide messenger RNA. Its product is annotated as heat shock protein 60A-like. Gene Ontology annotation, biological process: apoptotic mitochondrial changes; protein refolding; protein import into mitochondrial intermembrane space. Bases 131 to 1852 code for a protein of 573 amino acids. Lineage: Eukaryota; Metazoa; Mollusca; Bivalvia; Pectinida; Pectinidae. The record is from RefSeq and is a predicted model, not a curated record. Gene Ontology annotation, cellular component: mitochondrial matrix; mitochondrial inner membrane. Gene Ontology annotation, molecular function: protein-folding chaperone binding; ATP binding; ATP-dependent protein folding chaperone. The transcript is spliced from 13 exons.
GUGCACUGUUUCGGGGCCCCAUUCAAUUUUGUUCCGAAUGACUUCAAGAAACCUAUCGAACGUAAAUCAGAUCGCAAUAUUCGGAACCGUAAGCGAAGACACGCCGGUACCCCACUAACUGAUUCCAGCAAUGUACCGUCUACCAAGUAUGCUGCGGCCUGUUUUGGCCCGUCGGGUAAUCCCUUCCCUGACAAGGUCGUAUGCCAAAGAUCUCAAAUUCGGACCUGAUGCCCGUGCUCUCAUGUUGCAAGGUGUGGACACGCUAGUUGAUGCUGUUGCUGUUACCAUGGGUCCAAAGGGAAGAAAUGUCAUAAUAGAACAAAGUUGGGGAAGUCCAAAGAUAACAAAAGAUGGGGUAACGGUAGCCAAGGCCAUCGACUUGAACGACAAGUAUCAGAACAUUGGUGCCAAAUUGGUGCAAGACGUAGCCAACAAUACAAAUGAGGAGGCUGGUGACGGCACAACUACUGCAUCUGUACUUGCCAGGGCCAUUGCAAUGGAGGGCUUUGACAAAAUCAGCAAGGGAGCUAACCCUGUAGAAAUUAGACGAGGUGUCAUGGCUGCCGUUGAAGCUAUUGUUGAACAACUGAAGUCCAUGUCUAAACCUGUAACAACACCAGAAGAGAUCGCACAGGUAGCAACCAUUUCUGCCAACGGUGACAGCACAGUUGGAAACCUGAUAUCUAAUGCCAUGAAGAAAGUUGGAAGGGAUGGAGUCAUCACAGUCAAGGAUGGUAAAACCAUGAAUGACGAGCUGGAAACCAUCGAGGGAAUGAAAUUUGACAGGGGAUACAUUUCACCUUACUUCAUCAACUCCACAAAAGGUGCCAAGUGUGAGUACCAGGACUGUUUGGUGUUGUUCAGCGAGAAAAAAAUCUCGUCCAUCCAAGGUAUCAUUCCAGCCUUAGAGUUAGCUAACCAGGCACGUAAACCCCUGCUGAUUAUUGCUGAGGAUAUCGACGGGGAAGCUCUGAGCACCCUUGUUCUCAACAGACUAAAGGUCGGACUACAGGUGUGUGCCGUCAAAGCUCCUGGGUUUGGUGACAACAGGAAGAACACCCUGAAGGAUAUGGCCAUCGCUACUGGUGGAGUGAUAUUUGGCGAUGAUGGUGAUAUGUUCAAACUUGAGGAUAUCCAAAUGCAGGACUUCGGUCAAGUUGGGGAAGUCACAAUUACCAAAGAUGAUACGCUGAUGAUGAGGGGUAAGGGUUCCAAAGAGGAUGUGGAGAAACGGGCCGAUCAGAUCAGAGAUGAAAUUGAUAUCAGCACUUCAGAAUACGAAAAAGAAAAGCUCAGUGAACGAGUGGCCAAAUUGGCUAAUGGAGUGGCUGUUCUCAAAAUCGGGGGCACCAGUGAGGUCGAGGUAAACGAGAAGAAGGACCGUGUCAACGAUGCUCUGAAUGCUACCAAGGCAGCUGUAGAGGAGGGUAUAGUACCUGGCGGUGGCACUGCCCUCAUCCGUUCUCUGGUUGCCCUGGAAAACAUCAAGGGAGAAAACGAUGACCAGAAAGCUGGUAUUGAGAUCAUCAAGAAAGCAUUAAGAUUGCCAGCUGUAACCAUUGUGAAGAAUACAGGGGUAGAUCCCUAUAGCAUCGUGGAGAAAAUCGCAAGUGGGGAAGGUGACUUUGGAUAUGACGCCUUGAAAGGAGAAUAUGUCAACCUAAUCGAGAAGGGAAUUAUUGACCCAACAAAGGUUGUUCGGACAGCUUUAGUGGAUGCUGCAGGAGUUGCCUCCCUUUUGAGUACAGCGGAAUGUGUGAUAACAGAGAUUCCCAAGCCUGACCCACCAGCACCCAUGGGAGGUGGUGGCGGUAUGGGAGGCAUGGGUGGCAUGGGAGGAAUGGGCUUCUAGAUUCCAUGGCAACCAGUUACCAAAAAACUUGUGGGACUUCUUACUACCAGGCAGGCUGUAUUAGUAGUCUCUGCUAUACAGACUGAAGGUGGGAACCAAAUGUGAUUCGCGGGGAGCUGAAUAGCUCUGAACUACAUCAUAUCUCGGCAUCAAACUGAAAUAAUGAUAUAAGUGGAUGUCUGUGUUGGUUUUGCUGUAAACCAAGACUGGUUACAAUACAUUUUGGUCAUGAAGCAAAAUCAUGGAAGGAAUUUUGUCAAGGAAUAUUUUGAAUUUUUUUCUGAUGUCAUUGCAUUUCUAUGUCGGGUUCCUACAUAGACGUAUUUCACUAUUCAACAGCACCCUUGCCAUUCUAUAUUAUUGGAGAACAAUUAUCGUAGUAAAGUAACAAAA